Nematolebias whitei (Rio pearlfish) is the source of this 810-nucleotide messenger RNA. It is a transcript of the gene nat8, whose product is annotated as N-acetyltransferase 8. The transcript has a single exon. Lineage: Eukaryota; Metazoa; Chordata; Actinopteri; Cyprinodontiformes; Rivulidae. The record is from RefSeq and is a predicted model, not a curated record. Bases 10 to 687 code for a protein of 225 amino acids. Gene Ontology annotation, molecular function: N-acetyltransferase activity.
AGCUGAACCAUGGCCAACAUUCAGAUCAGAAAGUACCAGGAUGAUGAUGCUGAGAGCGUGAAAGAGAUCUUCACCAUGGGGAUGAAUGAACACAUACCAUCAACCUUCAUGCACAUCCUGAAGCAGCCGCUGACCCAGAUGGUGCUCAUGUGCACGUUCUGUGCUCUCCUGACCAGUUCCAUGUCUCUCCUGCUGCCCAUCCUGGCAGUCACCCUCCUCCUGGCCGGAGUCCGGCACAUAGCCGUCUUUCUGUUUACCAAAUACAUAGAAGAAUCCUUGAAGAACGACCUCAGCAACAUCAGUGAGACUUACCUGACAAAGAAGGACUCGUGUUUUUGGGUAGCUGAGAGUGAUGGUCUUGUGGUCGGGACAGUGGCUUGUCUUCACAGUGAAAAUGCACCUGAGUGCCUGGAACUGAAACGCAUGUCGGUGCGCCACAGUCAUCGUGGGAGGGGCAUCGCUAAGGCUUUGUGUCGGACAGUGGCACAUUUUACUCGUGACAGGGGUUAUGCUGCUGUCAUCCUCCAGACCUCUGUGGUGCAGAUUGAUGCUCAGAAACUGUACGAGCACAUGGGUUACAAGAAGAUAAGACAGUUUCUUAUACCUGAGUUUUUUUAUAAAAUUGUCAACUUCACUAUAAUUGAGUAUAAACUUGAUUUACAGCAAGUCGACAACAAAGAAGACUGAACCCUAAACUGACCUGUAUCUUAAAGCGAUCACAUUCUCAGUGCAAGACUGAACAAAAAGUACAGGAGAUCAUUUUUCUACUUUAAUUUUGAGUAAUCCGAUUAUAUGAUUUUCACUUAAAUA